CAGAGGUUCUCGUCGAAGCUUUUAACCACUGUCAUUAACAAAGAAGAUGUUUCCAAGCAGAACGGACUGACAGCGAUAAGGUAGAGACUAAGGAGAUAAAACUCAUACUAAGACGGACAAUACUUAAUUGCGACGUGGUGAUGAUAUCAACAGUGUAGCUGUAUGAUGUAGGAAUUGCCAACUUCAGGAAGUACAGUAAGAUAUCUUUUGAUAACGACUCGGGACGUCAUUUCUGAAUGUCAUUAAUUAAUCUAUGUUUACAGUAACCUUUCCUUCCUGGGAUAAGAAGUUUAGUUGAUAAAGUUUUGCGUAAAUUCAUGCGUAAAACUACGUUUUCGUUUCAACCUGAGUGCGACGGAAUGAAACUAAGGAGACGAUGUAGAUCCUGGUAGACAUACAACACUGUAAACAACGCCGUAUUUGUUUUCGACAUGGAAAUAAAUACACUAAGAGUAGAGUCAAGCCUUUGGAUAGGGAGUAAGCGUUACCGGGCAGCACUGAGCGGCUGGUACUUCAGCUGGACUGAACUUGACAAGAAGAACAGAGAGAAGAAAACAGUUUCAGUGCGGGUCGCUGAGGUGAUCGGAGUUGAGGAUGGAAGGGUGGAGGUUCUACCCCAGAAGAAGGUGGAGGACACUGACCGAGACUUCACCUUGUUUUAUGUGAAGCGCGGUGGCCGUGGAGGUAGCCAGAGAGGACACUGGACUCUGGGCAGGACCCAGUUCAGCUGUCCCAGCCGAGACCUCCGCGACCAGUGGGUCACCCAGCUCAGGACGGCCCUCAAAACCCACAGUCCAUCUCGGCCCCACAGACUGCUGGUGUUCAUCAACCCAUAUGGAGGCAAGCAGAGAGGGAAGCAGAUCUACCACUCCCUGGUGGCUCCUCUGUUUGAGCUGGCUGGUAUCAGCUCUCAUGUUGUCGUUACUGAACGGGCCAACCAGGCAAGGGAUCAUAUCCUAAAGAAGGACCUAACGGGCUUUGAUGGCGUGGUGUGUGUGGGCGGGGAUGGAAUGUUCAGCGAGCUGCUGCAUGGCGUGAUUGGCCGGACCCAGCAGGAGGCGGGCCUGUCGGAACACGACCCCAACGGCGUGUUGAGGCCGUGUGACCUCCAUAUUGGGAUCAUUCCAGCAGGCUCCACAGACUGUGUCUGUUUUGCCACCGUGGGCGUGAAUGACCCCGUGACCUCAGCUCUCCACAUCAUCAUCGGAGACUCGCAGCCCCUGGAUGUGUGUGCUGUGCACCACAUGUCUGCGCUGGUGCGCUACUCCGUGUCCCUGGUGGGCUAUGGUUUCUAUGGUGACGUGCUGGCAGAGAGCGAGAGGCACCGUUGGAUGGGGCCACUUAGAUACGACUACUCUGGUGCCAUGGUGUAUUUGUGUAACCAGAGUUACCAGGCCACUGUGCAGUUCCUCCCUGCUGACCCUGGCCUGUCCAGCCCCAGGGACAAAACCCGCUGCCUCUCCGGGUGCCGCGUGUGCUCUGAGAGCACGGAGCGGUUAUUCCCCCUUUCCGACAGUUGCUCACUAUACAGUGACAAGCUCAGUCAGUACAGCGACCAGUCUGAAGGUGAGUGGGUGAGUGUAACGGGCCGCUUCAAGUGCAUCUCCCUCACCUGCAUGUCCAGCUCCUGCCCCAAAAGCCCCCUGGGCCUGUCGCCCUCUGCACACCUGGCCGACGGGACGGGUGACCUCAUCCUGGUGCGAGACACCAACCAGCUCAGCUUCCUCACCUACCUGCACCGACACACCACCUCACAGGACCAGUUUGACCUGCCCUUUGUGGAAGUGCACCGGGUGAAGGCCUUCAGGUUCUCCCUGCCCCCGGGAGAGCCCUAUGAAGACGACGACAAUGAGGAGGAGGAGGACGGGAGGAUGGACCAUGGUGCUGAGGAGGCUAUGGAGCAUCCCAGCUCGUUGCCACAGGGACCUGACUCCAGGAGCGGCUCUCAGCUAAACCUGGCCAGCACGCCGGCCAAGAGCAGGAAGAGAGACUUCCUAUGUGGACUCUGCUGCAGCAAGCGGCCUGCCGUGUCCGUGUGGAACUGCGACGGUGAGCUCCUUCCCCACACAGAGAUCUCAUGCAGGGUGCAUGGGCAGCUGGUGCGUCUGUAUGCCAGGGGGAUAGAGGACGACGGCGGCACCUGGGGCCUCUGUGAAGACAGCAGGCACUGCAAGGGCAAAUGUGCGCUACACUCGCGGUAGUGACAACCAGGGCCGGAUUAAUACACAGGCUAGACAUGGCUGCAGCCUGGUGUGGGGUCCCCCGAUUGGACAAAGUAGGGGAGAAAAAAAAAACAUUAAUUUAAAGGUACACUGUGUGAGAUUUUUAGUUGUUCAUUUCCAGAAUUCAUGCUGCCCAUUCACUAAUGUUACCUUUUUCAUGAAUACUUACCACCACCAUUAAAUUCUAAGUAUUCAAUAUGACUGGAAAAAUAGCACUUUUCAUACAUGAAAAGGGGGAUCUUCUCCAUGGUCCGCCAUUUUGAAUUUCCAGAAAUAGCCAUUUUUAGCUGCAAAAAUGACUGUACUUGCACCAUACUAGAAAAUAUUAGUUUAUUACCAAAUUUACCAAUAGGCAGCCCAGUUUCAAUGAGCAGCAUAGUUGCAGUACCUUUUUUGACCAUGUCCUGCACAGUGUCCCUUUAAGAAAUGUAAAAAGUGUGGAAUUGAGAAAUGAGUCUUCUGUUGAGUUUGAGUUUUCAAUAUAGUUAAUACUCAUUCCUGGCUCGUUCCUGAAUUAUGAUGCAGUCUACCUUCAUUGUAUUGCAUACUUUGUUUUCUGUGGGGGCCUACAACAACCUAUAGUCAAGGGGCCCCAUACGAUAUUAAUCCGGCCCUGGUCACACCACUUGUAGCACACACAUCGGACAGACAGGCUGAAUAUAGAUAUACGUCCACUGGCUAUAUGAACUAGGCUGGGUGUACAGUAGGAGACCCAUUAGAAGUAGAGGCUCGAGGACACGGCAGCUUAUUCAAGUUUUUAUUGUGUGGAAACACCCAACUAACGUUUUGGUGUUGCUACACUUUCUUCAGAGCCCUUCAGCGUAACAACACCGAAACGUUAGUCAGGUGUUUGCACGCAAUAAAAACUUAAAAACUAAGCUGCCAUGUACUCCGGCCUCUACCUAAGUGAUUUUUUGUCCCACUCUGAUGCACCUACAAGCUAAGGGAUGAUUGUGUGGAGUCCCAAUCGUACUAUGACUUCUAUUUUCCUGUUCCAUACACAUACCAUGUGACCUUGCAAGGAACAAUCAUGUUGCAGUCAAGAAAACAUGGUACGAAAUCAGUUAUUCCUACUGUACAUACACCGGCUAUAUGAACUUGGCUGAGUAGACAUAUGGACCACAUGAAUUGAGCGAAGUACACUAGUUACGCCAGAUGAACUAGGCUGAGUGUACGUACAGUUAAUGCUGGUGAGGGUGUGAGAGAUAUCCGCAACAGGGACCAUCCUUCAAUUUCAGAGCAUUUUUUCCCAUCACAGUAACACCAGCAGAUUUAAAUUACUCACCGGCUGAUCAUUUACAACUUUUCUUCAAGAUAUGAUGCAUCACACAUUAUUAUUCUUUUUAACUGUAUGCAAUUUAUAUUGUGUUAUUGUAUUGUGUAAGGUAAUACUAAAUAUACUGUACGUAUGUAUUGCCUUAUUGUUGUCUGUUACAUCUAACUGUGCAUCCAGGUUUGAUUCACAGUGUGAAGAAUGUUCAGUGAGGCUGCUGUA
Messenger RNA from Engraulis encrasicolus (European anchovy), 3717 nucleotides. RefSeq names its product ceramide kinase family protein. Lineage: Eukaryota; Metazoa; Chordata; Actinopteri; Clupeiformes; Engraulidae. The record is from RefSeq and is a predicted model, not a curated record. Gene Ontology annotation, biological process: ceramide metabolic process; phosphorylation. Bases 432 to 2201 code for a protein of 589 amino acids. The transcript is spliced from 13 exons. Gene Ontology annotation, molecular function: ceramide kinase activity.